AGGCGUGGCUUAUGGAUGCCAUUCACUUCCUGCUUUUUUCCUGUCGCCUGAUCAGCUGCUGGAGCUUUUCGUCAGACGAGAGACGGUCACCAUGUCGCACCAGACGGGCAUUCAAGCGGGCAAUGAUGUGAAAGACAUUUUCGUCAGUGCCAAAAGCGGAGACGAGUACCGCGUCUUGAAGAUCAUUAUCGAGGAAGAGCAGCUGACUUUGGCCACCGCAAGGAAGGCAUCCAAGACGUGGGACCAGGAAUAUGACUCUUUAGUGCUGCCCCUCCUGGAGGACUCCAUGCCCUGCUACAUCCUGUACAGGCUGGACUCCAGAAACAACCAAGGCUUUGAGUGGGUCUUCCUUGCCUGGACUCCGGACCGGUCUACUGUGAGAAACAAAAUGUUAUUUGCUGCUACCAGAGCCACACUGAAGAAGGAGUUUGGAGGCGGCCACAUCAGGGAUGAGAUGUUUGGCACCACAAAGGACGACCUGAGCCUGAGUGGAUACAGGAAAUAUCUGACCUCAGAGGCGGCACCGCUGCCCUUCACUGCUGCUGAGGAGGAGCUGAGACAGAUUAAACUACAAGAGGUGCAGACGGACAUUAGUGUGGACUCCAAGCAGCAGACCCUUCAGGGCGUGGCCUUUCCCAUUCAUAAAGAUGCAAUGGCAGCAUUGGAGCGUUUCAGGGAGAGGCAAAUCAACUACGUACAGCUGCAAGUGGACGCGGAACAGGAGCUCAUCCGCUUGUGUAGCACCGAGCAAACCGAGCUGAGGGACCUGCCGUCCAGGAUCCCCAAAGACUGUGCACGCUACCACUUUUUCCUCUACAAACACUCCCACGAGGGAGACUUCCUGGAGUCCACGGUCUUCAUUUAUUCCAUGCCGGGCUACAAGUGCAGCAUCCGAGAGAGGAUGCUCUACUCCAGCUGCAAAAACCCUCUGGUCGACAUGGUGGAAAACCAGCUGAAGAUGGAAAUCGAAAAAAAGUUGGAAAUCGACAACGGCGACGAACUGACCAGCGACUUCAUGUACGAAGAAGUGCACCCCAAGCAGCAUGCGCACAAGCAGGCCUUCGCCAAGCCCAAAGGCCCGCAAGGGAAGCGAGGCAACCGCCGCAUCACCCGACCCCCCGCCGACAGACAGGAGGACGAUUAGGAACAGACCUCUCAGCACCCUGUACACGUUCCACACUGGAACAUCCUGAGAUGGAGGUACCCCACGUUGCUCGUUUUAAAAGAAAAGAAAAAAGGAUGACGACCUCGCAUUCCCUACCAGGUUUUUUUUCAGCUAUGCACGCCAAGGACACGUGAGCAACUGCACAGUUCAGCAGUUUAGGUUUCUCCUGUGAGAUCAUUCCCAGCCAAUCAUUCCUAGUAUGUCUUAACACCCCGCCACGUAUUUUUUUAGGUCGCCCAAAUUCUUAACUUGCAUUCCUUAAAUCACUUAAUCUGUGUUUAACGUGUGUGUGUGUGUGUGUGUGGGGGCGUGGGCAUGUGUGAGUGUGUGGGCGUGUGUGUGUGCGCGCACAAGCCUGGUGCUCCAAAACAGAGAUGAUAAUUUUUCCCACUCAUAAUUACAUUUUAUAUUGCAUUUUUUUAUAUAUACAUAACUGUGGUUUACAUUGAGAGCAAGAGUGAAAAAAACAAAAAUCAUCUGCUGAGAAACAUAUUUUUCUAUGCAAGUGCUGUAAAUGUACAUAUUGUAGUUGUGUGUGUGUGUGUGUGUGUGUGUGUGCGUGUGUUUGCGUAUGUCUGUUUUUUGGUGGUGAUGUCGUCGAGGAUCACAGUGGAAUUGAACACGGGGCUUCCAGAAAUAUUUCAUUCAUAUAAAUGAUUUGCCGCAGAGGAAGCUGUGUGAAUAAGAGAAAUAAAUAAGAGGCAUCUCACCAAGGAGUAGGAAAGGGAAUUUAUUCAAAGUGUCACCACAGCCACUCAUUCGUCUACUGAUCACCAUUAUUAGGCUAACGACUACACUCACCUCAUCCUGUAAUCAUCCAGUGUCAUUAGAAGUAGACAAGUUUGGUCUUAUUUGUUUUCUUACAGAACUUUCUUUUUAAGGAAAAUAAAAUAUUUAAAUUGCACAUCA
This is a messenger RNA of Nerophis ophidion (straightnose pipefish), 2074 nucleotides long. RefSeq names its product twinfilin-1-like. Bases 92 to 1144 code for a protein of 350 amino acids. The transcript has 9 exons. Gene Ontology annotation, biological process: barbed-end actin filament capping; positive regulation of neuron projection development; regulation of lamellipodium assembly. Gene Ontology annotation, cellular component: actin filament; cytoplasm; myofibril. The record is from RefSeq and is a predicted model, not a curated record. Gene Ontology annotation, molecular function: actin filament binding; actin monomer binding. NCBI's taxonomy places the organism in Eukaryota, Metazoa, Chordata, Actinopteri, Syngnathiformes, Syngnathidae.